This is a messenger RNA of Miscanthus lutarioriparius, 3753 nucleotides long. The record is from the annotation of a GenBank genome assembly. Lineage: Eukaryota; Viridiplantae; Streptophyta; Magnoliopsida; Poales; Poaceae.
AUGGGCCGCAGCUCUAGGAAGAAAAAGAAGCGCGGCGCGGCCGGCCGCAAGGCAGCCAAGGACCACGCCGCGCAGCUCGAAGGAGACGAGACCGCCCUUGACGAGGAGCUCACCGCCCUGGCUUCAAUUUUAGGGGAGGACUUCAAAGUAACAUCAGAAUCACCUCAUACACGAUGUAAUAUGUGUAUCAGGCCUUAUUCGGCCGGCAUGGGCUUUGAUGAUCUAAAUAUUUCAGCUAUUCUUAGUGUAAUAUGCUUUCCUGGUUACCCCCACAAGUGCCCAAAGUUGCGGAUCGUACCUGAAAAAAACUUGUCUAAAGAAGAUGCAGAUCGGCUACUUUCGCUUCUUGCUGAUCAGGCAAACAUUUAUUCCCGAGAGGGACGUGUUAUGAUUUUCAAUUUGUUUGAGGCUGCGCAAGAGUUUCUGUCUGAGAUUGCUCCAGCACAUGUUUCAGUGAGCACUGCUUCUUUCUUGGGUUUGAGCUCAACUACUGAUGAAGAUGUGGAAGUUAGCCUUGGCAGUGAUCCUUACCCUGGAAUCUCUUACGUAUAUAACUCCUUCGAUCUAUAUAGUCAGUUAUAUGAUGAUACUUGUUGGAGUCGCCAAGGUCCAGAUCUGACAACAGAUAGUGGCAGGAAAAAUAUUGUAUCUCAAGUUCAAUCUAAUGUUAGAAGCAAGAGGAAGACCAUCAUUGAAAAAUCCCGUGUCUCAGCUGAUAAGGUCAAUAAUGCUAAAGGCUCAUCUGGUGAUAAAGCUGAACAGCAACAUGCCACAAAGCAUGGUGCCAUACGGGAGGCAGCUCCAACUUUACAUGUUGUGGAUGAGGAAACUGAAACUGAAAGCAAAACUUUGUCUGCUAGCAAUACAGGAAAUACAUCAGAUACUCCUGAAAGGGGUUUUAGCAGUCUAAAUGAACCCGAGGACACUGACCUUGCAGAGGAACCUUGGAAUGAAGAAGAUUGUGAUUCAGACUUUAGCUCUUCAAAUGCACUAUCUCAUGUUUCAGACAUGUUAGAUGAUGCUUCACGAAACAAGAAAAGGGAUUUAAUUCUGGUACAUCUGCUUCGGAUAGCCUGUGCAUCGAAGGAUUCUCUUUCAGCUGCUUUGCCAACAAUAUCAGCAGAGCUGUGCAACAUAGGGGUUCUUUCUGAAUGGGCUAAGGAUUUAAUUUCUGACUCUCCUGCUGUUUUUGGGGAAACUUUCAGUCAUGUUUUUGGGCAACAAAUGAUCUCUUCAGAGUGCUCUCUAUUUUGGAGACCUGAUAAUUCAUCAUCUAGGCCGAAUUCCCGUUAUUUGAAUGAUUUUGAGGAGCUCCGUUCACUUGGUCAGGGGGGCUUUGGUCGUGUUGCAUUAUGCAAAAACAAGCUAGAUGGGCGCCAAUAUGCUGUUAAAAAGAUACGCCUGAAGGAUAGAAGUCCUCAAGUGAAUGAGAAGAUUUUAAGAGAGGUAGCCACACUUUCAAGAUUGCAACAUCAACAUGUUGUCCGCUAUUACCAGGCAUGGAUUGAAACUGAAUACGGUCAUCAUAAUAUUUUGAAUGCUGGUGGGUCCCGCACUGCUGAGAGCUCUAUCUUUAGUUACGAUGAAGUCAGCCUAUCGGAUGCAGGUGGUGGGAAUAAUCAGGAAUCCACAUACUUGUACAUUCAAAUGGAGUAUUGUCCUAGGACUUUGCGGCAGGAUUUUGAGACAUACAUCUCAUCUUUUGAUGUUGACCAUGCCUGGCACCUGUUUCGACAAAUUGUGGAAGGUCUAUCUCAUGUCCAUAGUCAAGGAAUCCUACACAGAGACCUGACGCCCAGCAACAUAUUUUUUGAUGUCCGCAAUGAUAUUAAAAUUGGGGAUUUUGGUCUAGCCAAAUUUCUGAAGCUGGAGCAGCUAGAUCAUGACCAAUAUCUUCCUACUGAAGCAAUGGGUGUUUCAAUGGAUGGAACAGGUCAAGUUGGUACAUAUUUUUAUACUGCACCAGAGGUAGAGCAGAAAUGGCCGCAGAUUAAUGAAAAGGUUGACAUGUACAGUUUGGGAGUUAUAUUUUUUGAGCUUUGGCAUCCAUUUGCCACAGCGAUGGAAAGGCAUCUUGUUCUUUCUGAUCUUAAGCAGAAGGGAGAUCCUCCAUUGUCAUGGGAGUCAAAAUUUCCUCGUCAGGCAGUCCUGUUAAGAAGCUUGCUGUCACCAAGCCCGUCUAAUCGUCCAUCUGCUGUUGAGGUCUUGCAAAAUGAACUGCCUCCUCGGAUGGAAGAUGAGUGGCUAAAUGAUGUACUUAGAAUGAUACAAACACCAGAAGACACAUAUGUUUAUGACCGAGUUAUAUCUACAAUAUUUAAUGAGGACAGGUUUGCUAAAAUGCAAGGCCAACAUGAUAGCAGCAAAAAGUCCACUGUUAACAUUGAUAACAGUGAACUUUUGGAUACCAUCAUUGAGGUUGCCAAGGAGGUUUUCAAACAGCAUUGUGCUAAAAGGUUCCAGAUCUCACCUUUGCAUACUUUGGAAUGGAAUUUUACCAAAAAUAGGGGAAACACAGUGAAAAUCUUAACUCAAGGAGGAGAGAUGCUAGAACUUUGCUAUGAACUGCGAACACCAUUUGUUAUGUCAAUUGCUGCUAAUCAGACAUCAUCAUUCAAGCGUUAUGAAAUAUCAUGGGUUCAUAGAAGAGCCGUUGGCCAUUCAACUCCUUAUCGUUUUCUUCAGGGUGAUUUCGACAUUAUUGGCGGUACUUCACCAAUUCCAGAGGCUGAAAUCAUCAAGGUGGCUUUGGACCUUGGGACCCGUUUUUAUGAUUCCAAGACACUAGUCAUACGCCUGAAUCACGGUAAACUUGCUGAAGCAAUUUGCUCUUGGGCAGGGGUUUCUCAGGAUCGAAGACAAAAUGUCGCUGAGUUUCUGUCUUCAACUCUUGUUCAAUAUUGGCCAAAUGAGGCUGACCGCAAGUCACAAUGGAGUUUGAUUAGGGGGCAACUUUUACAGGAUCUUCGGCUUUCUGAAGAAGUUGUUGAGAAGCUACAUAAAGCAGAUCAGCGGUUUUGUGGCUCUGCAGAUCUAGUACUUGCUAGAUUAAGAGGGACCCUGUUCUAUGAUAAAUCUGCUUGCAAGGCUCUUGAUGAUCUAUCCUCGCUUCUAAGAUGUUUGAGAGUAUGGUCGGUAGAACAACCAAUUACUACUAUUGAUGUACUCAUGCCUCCCUCAGAAUGUUACUAUACAGAUUUGUUUUUCCAGGUAUACUCAAAAGAAGGUAAUCAUGGACCGAGUUUCCAUGAAAAGUUGCUGGCAGUUGGUGGACGAUAUGAUCAGUUGGUGGAACAAGCUUGGGAUAAGGCAUAUAAAUCUAGACCCCCAGGUGCUGUUGGUGUGAGCAUUGCACUUGAGAAAUUUCUUCCUAACAAUCCUUCAUCUGAUCUGGGGUUGCGAAGGUUACUGUCCAGGAUUGAACCUAGCAUCAGUGUACUUGUCUGUUCAAGGGGUGGUGGCGGUCUGUUAACUGAACGCAUGGAACUUGUUGCAGAGCUUUGGAAAGCUAACAUAAAGGCUCAGUUUGUUCCUCAGGAAGAUCCAAGUCUUCAAGAACAGUAUGAAUAUGCCAGUGAUCAUGAUAUUAAAUGCCUUGCAUUUAUCACUGAAUCAGGUCUGUCACAAACAGAUCUUGUGAAGGUUCGGCAUCUUGAUUUUAAAAAGGAGAAGGAUGUUGAAAGAGAGGGACUAAUAAAGUUCCUGUCUGAUGCAAUAUGUUCACAAUUCAAAAAUCCUACGAUCUGGAGCUGA